AUGGCACAAAUUAGGUCAAAAAAAGGAAAUUAUCGUGCUACUGUUUUAGUAUCUGCCGAUAUAAUGCUUUCUAUUGUGUGCAUUAGCACGUAUUUUAUUGAUUGCGAAUUGAAUUUCAUCUCACUUUUCUUCAUGGAAACAUUGAAUAUUCCACAUAUUCAUCUAGGAAUAUAUAACUCCAAACUAACUUGUUUCCGCAGUAUCUUUAUAAUUCUAGGUUGUUUGACUGAAUAUGGUAUUUACAAGAUAUGCAAUAGAUUUAAAUUAGAAGAAAAGCAUCCGAAAUAUAGAGAAGGUCUUAGCGUAUUUUUUUUAUUUGCAUUGUGUGUGGUAAGAAUAAUUCUUACCUUGAUAUUAUAUUUCUCUAAGCAACUGCGAUUACAUUUAUACAUAAUUUUAAACGUUGAAGCCUUUUAUUUUGGAAUUUUCCAAACUUCUUUGAUCUCUUUAGCAAUGGAUCACUCCGGAGAUAUUAAAUUAAUCAAUUACCUUUUAUCAACAACAAUAAAACUUAUUCAAUUAAGGAUUAAUAGAUCAGAAUCAAAUAAACCAAUGUUAUUUCUUAAAAUCAAUUUCUUUAUUUGUAUAGGACUUUCUAUUAUUUCAUUGAUCAUGUGGCCUGUUUAUUUAUUUCGUUUGCAUAAACCGCUGUAUCAAUACGAUGAAUAUAUACUUUUUGUUAAAACUAGGAUAAAUACAAUAAUUUUACAUUCAGAAGAGUGUAUUGAAAUUCUAAAUGAUGUUAAAAAGUUGAUGGAAAAAAUUAAUAUGACGGAAUGCGAUGAAAAAAAUAAAAAUGGUGGUGGAACCGGUUCAACAACAGGUGGUCAAAAAGAUUCAAACAAUGGGAAAGAUUCAAGAAGAACUGAAAAUGGAGAGAGUGAAAAUAUUGAUGAACAAGGAUCAAAAAAACAAGGUGAACAUUCAGAAACUACUGAUGAUGAUAUUGAUGAUGUAAUUAUUACAACAACUGAAAAACAGGACUCAAACGGAGUUGAUAAUUCAACUACAAAUGCAAGUGGAAGAAAGAAUGGAGAUAUUGAAAUUAGUGAUGGAAAAGAUUCAAAAAUAGAUGAUGAAUAUUCAGAGAAAGAUACUUAUUCAAACGAAUCUAAAGAUACAGAAUCUGAUCCUGAUGAUGAAAUCGGUUCUGGAAAUCGAGAAGAUUCAGAAAAUGAGAGUCAAUCAGAUGAAACUGAUCAUGGAGAAACUGAUGAUGAGGAAGAAGAAAUUGAUGAAGAAAUUAAUUCAAAGAGUGGAGAAAACGAUUCCGAAAACGAGAAAUAUUCAAGUGAACCUGAAAAUGAAGAACCAAACGAAACUGAAGAUGACAAUGAUGAAGAUUCAGAAAGUGAAACAAACACAACUGAAGAUAAGGAAGAAAGUGAAGAUGAAAUUGUUGAGGAAAGUACUUCAACAGAGGAAGAAGAUUCAAACAAUGAGAAAAAUUCAGCUACAGUUGAAAAUGGAGAGAGUGAAAAUAUUGAUGAACAAGGUUCAAAAAACCCAGGUGAACAUUCAGAAACUACUGAUGAUGAUAUUGAUGAUGUAAUUAUUACAACAACUGAAAAACAGGACUCAAACGGAGUUGAUAAUUCAAAUAAAACCAAAAAUAAAGAAAUGUGUGUAGAUAAUAAAUUAAUAACUGAAGUAUUUGUUCUGUUGAAUGAGAUGAAUGAUUCUAAAUUGUAUUAUACAGCAACAAAUAUUAUGAAUAAAAAUAGUCAUAUGGAAUUUGAUCCUAGAAAACACAAGGAAUUUUAUGAGUUAAGUAAAAAAGAGAUCGAAUUAUUACUUGAUGUAGGUGGUAAAAUAAGAGUUUAUCAAUCAGGUAUAAAAAGACUAAGAAAAAAAAUGAAUUGGAAAAGUCAUGAAAUAAAGGAAAAUUUAAAUAAUUUAAAAAUAGAAACAAAUAAAGCACUCGAUUAUAUUAAAAAAUUAAACCAGGCUUCAAAAAAUUUUAAUGAGCAAAUCAAAAAAAUUGCUCAUAAAAACCUUAAAUGGGCACUAUCUACUAUGUUAAUGAUUAUACCAACUACAAUAAUAUUUUAUUUUCUAUUUGACGGAGUACUUCCUCAUGCAAUUAUAAUUGAUGAAGAGUCAAAACACAUUGUAGUCAUGACAUCAUUAGCUGAUUUUUUGGGUACUAUGCCUCCAGUUGUUAUGACAUCGAAAAAACAUGAAUAUAGAUAUUGGACUUGGGAAAAUUCUUGUUUUUGGAUUGCGGUGAUACCACAAAUUGCCGUUUUAGUCUCUGCUAUUUUAGCUAUACAUUCUAAAAUAAGUUAUUUCAAGUUCAUAAUUGAUGUACCUUUUAUAGUUUUAGUGAUGUGUACAAUUUUGGGUAUUUGUCAUGGCUUAAUGGAAUCGACCAGUUUUUUCUCAAUUACAAAUCACGUUCAUUUUCAUUCAGCAGAUCCAGACGAUAUUUAUCUGGUUAUAAUUCAAAUUGUCUUAAGAAUAUAUUUAAAAUAUAUUUCUUUAAAGCUGUCAGCAUGUUACAACGAGGCUAGAAUUAGUUUGGGAUUUUUCCGUCCAGAUUUUUACACAUUCCUAGAAGUGGGAUCCCUAGAAGCAUUCAUGAUCACUGUGAAAGAAACAUUUAGGCGCUUCUUUUUCGAUCUUUUCUUUGAUAUCAGAGUUAAUAUAAAUCAAUUCAUCUAA
Messenger RNA from Theileria annulata, 2664 nucleotides. RefSeq lists its product as uncharacterized. Bases 1 to 2664 code for a protein of 887 amino acids. The transcript has a single exon. Lineage: Eukaryota; Apicomplexa; Aconoidasida; Piroplasmida; Theileriidae. The record is from RefSeq and is a predicted model, not a curated record.